AUGCGCUACCGCAUGCUGGGGGGCGCGUGCGACGUCUUCCAGCUGAACGCUAGCUCCGGCGUGGUGAGCAUCCGCGCGGUGCGCGAGCGGGAGGAGGCGGCGGAGUACCAGCUGCUGGUGGAGGCCAGCGACCAGGGCCGCAACCCAGGCCCGCUCAGCGCCACGGCCACCGUGUACAUCGAGGUGGAGGACGAGAAUGAGAACUACCCCAGUUCAGUGAGCAGAUCUACGUGGUCCAGGUGCCCAAGGACGUGGGUCUCAACGCGGCUGUGCUUCGUGUGCAGGCCUCGGACCAGGACCAGGGCCAGAACGCGGCCAUUCACUACAGCCUCCUCAGCGGGAACCUGGCCUGGCAGUUCUACCUGCACUCACUGA
This is a messenger RNA of Callithrix jacchus (white-tufted-ear marmoset), 375 nucleotides long. The record is from RefSeq and is a predicted model, not a curated record. Lineage: Eukaryota; Metazoa; Chordata; Mammalia; Primates; Cebidae.